CUUGCGCUAGGAAUGUGCUUGCGUUGCGCAGGAAACCGCUAGUUUCUCAAGAAAUGCGGUGGAUGGACUAUUACCCGUAUUAAAGUCACAUUUUAGUAGAAAGCCACCAGAAGAACGUUUAAUAUCACAACUUGAUAAAAAAAAAACUUUCCCAACACCAGCCUUCUGGAAUAUUUGUUUUGUGUGGAGUGGGUGUCGUUUAUCUGAGGACUUGAGUUUUAUAUUUCACUCAUCGACCGUUGACUUUUAUCACACUGUUGUGUCAGUAUUAAACCUACUUUACAAGUCUUUUCUUCGUCGAGAAAAGGGGAUUACGCCUUGAAGAUGUCCGUGGCGGGCUUAAAGAAGCAGUUUUACAAAGCCAGCCAGAUGGUGAGUGAGAAGGUUGGUGGUGCUGAGGGAACUAAACUGGACGAGGAGUUCAAGGACCUGGAGAGAAAAGUAGAUGUGACAAAUAAAGCUGUGGUAGAAGUCAUCUCUAAAACAUCAGAGUACCUGCAGCCCAAUCCAGCAUCUCGUGCAAAGCUGUCUAUGUUAAACACUAUGUCUAAGAUCAGAGGGCAGGUGAAGAGCCCUGGUUAUCCACAGGCCGAGGGGCUGCUGGGAGAAUGCAUGGCAAAGUUUGGCAGGGAACUCGGAGAGGAAACAAAUUUUGGAGGUGCUUUAUUUGAUGUUGGUGAAAGUAUGAAGAGGCUAGCAGAGGUGAAGGAUUCUUUGGACAUUGAUGUUAAACAGAAUUUUAUCGACCCUUUACAAACCCUGUGUGACAAGGACCUAAGAGAGAUACAGCACCAUUUGAAAAAACUUGAAGGACGCAGGCUGGAUUUUGACUAUAAGAAGAAACGUCAGGGGAAAAUUCCAGAUGAAGAGGUCAGGCAGGCGCUGGAGAAGUUUCAUGAAUCUAAGGAGGUGGCUGAGAUCAGCAUGUACAACCUUCUGGAAACUGAUAUUGAGCAGGUGAGCCAGCUGUCGUCACUGGUGGAGUCUCAGCUGCAGUACCACAGACAGGCUGUUCAAAUCCUGGAUGAACUUUCUGACAAACUCAGAGACAGGAUGAAAGAUGCUCAGUCACGUCCUCGUAAAGAGUAUAUGCCCAAGCCCAAGCCUGUAAUUGACUUUGGAGACCCCAGCGAACAGUCGAACGGUGGCUUCACCCCAUCAUCUGCUCCACCCAUGCGCAAUACAGAGCCAUACCACCAGUCUGGCAGAAUAUCCACAUGGAAACCCAGAUUGCCAGCGGAGCAGCCGUGCUGUAAAGCGCUCUAUGACUUUGAUCCGGAGAACGAAGGCGAGCUGGGCUUCCAUGAGGGUGACAUCAUCAAUCUGACCAAUCAGAUUGAUGAAAACUGGUAUGAAGGCAUGCUGCGUGGCCAAUCCGGAUUCUUCCCUCUCAACUACGUGGAGGUGAUCGUUCCUCUGCCACACUAAGUGACCUAUGUCACGGGAAAGAGGGGAGGAGAGAGAGAAAGAGCAAUAAAAAAGUGAAAGGGAGAAAGCUGGAGGGAAGUGAGGUAGGGAGAAAGGAGCCAGUUGAAAUCAUCUUGGUCUUCAUCCUCACCACAUUGUUGCCGUUGAUCCAAAUGUACCUGUACUCUGGCACUUUUACACAUUGAUUUAUUUUUGAAGGAGGGAACUUUGGGAAACCUUUCACAUUCCAGGACUGACUGACUGACUGGCCGGUUGACUGACGUACGGAUGGUAUGACUUGGUCCUUAAGCUAACAAUUCAGACACUCUAACUCGCUUCGUCGUCUAAGUCUUUUAAUAAUGUUUCAUACUGUUUGUGCUGCAUUAACGUAAAAGAAAUGAAUGCAGAUCACUUACAAAUUCUCAACUGUUGGAUUGUGAAAAGUUGCAUUUUGACUCGACUGGUCCCAUUACCGCCCCCUGCUGGUCAGGCUGCGACAUUGACCUGCCUCAGAUAAAGGAGAAACCGCCUUGUAUCUGUGACGGACACAUUAGCACUGGGGCUGUGUGUGAAAUGUCCCAAUGUGCAGUAAUCCUGAGCCACAGACCUGUUGAGAAUUAGUCCUUUUCUAUGCUCCAUAAACAUAGCUUUUCGUCAUCUAAUAUUUUUCAUGUAUAUUUUUUAACAAGAUAAAAGAAAAUGUCAUAAAUGUGAGCUAAAACACUUAAUGGAUGCGUUUAGUCAGGUGGAGAGGGUUUUACUGCACUACAACCGUUUAUAAAGUAUGAAACACUACGCUUCCCAUUUUACAAUUUUUAACCCAGAGGGCGGCGAAUAAAUAAUUUGCGCACUGUUUUCUGAAGGAAACACAGCCAAACAGUUAUUUAGAUGGUAAUGUCUUCUUCUGGCAGCCUGAAUUAUAGAGUCUUCCUCUCUCUUUCUCCUCUUUUGAAGUCAGUUUACGGUAUUCUGUACAUCUGAUGCUGCUGGCAGUGUCCCAUUAUUUCAGGUGUGUAUAUCUGGGUGUUUAGGGUGGAUGUUGGCUCAUAAACCCCGUAUUAAAUUUAAUUUACACAGAAUUUCUUUAUUAACAAAUACUUCUUUGCAUCUUCAGAAAUGAAGGGAUGGUGCUACAUCUCUUUCUCUUCCCAUCACUUUUAAAGUAUUAUUAUAGCUUUAAAAGUGGUUGAAGGUCUAGUUUAUCUAUUUUACUCUUAGGAUGUUUUUUUUUUUUUCUUUUCAAAUACUGCACUCCAUAAAAGCAUGGACCUACACACCAUCUUGGUGGUUCUGAACAUCACCAACAUCUGUCCCUCCACCCCGACUCCAUGUCCUGUCUGCACAGAGCACCUCUGUGACCUUUUCCUCCCAGUGUCUGUUUACAUGUUUGUUUUGCUCACCGUAACAGACUGUUGUAGAUGUGCUGAAUCAGACAGGCUACAGCGACCGUUUCAAUGUGAAAAAAAAGGGCUUUAGUGCCUUUUCGAUGGCAUGAAUCAAUCUAGAACACCAAACAAAAAUAUUAAUUAUUAUGAUUUUAGAUCUAAUAUGUAGUUUUUAUGUCUGUCCUCUUUCAUUAUUUACGAAGGGCUUGUUGGUUUCAGUAUUUGGCAUGAGCUGUGACCAGAUGUACAAGCAUGAGUACAAAUGUGCCUUUGCAACACUACAAGUUUAAGAAAACAGCAAGUGGGUUAUUUCUGUCUAAUGGAAUGAGGGUACCAGAAUGAUUUCAUGAAAAAAAAAUAAUAAUUCUGGUCCUGCUCUUUUUAGUAUUAUAUUGUUUUUUUAUAUACAUACAAAACCAUCAACCUUUUUUAUUAAUAAUUUUUGCAUGUUAGCUUAAUAGCAGGCUGAUGUAUGUUUUAGUUUUAAAGUCUCCUCUUGUACGUCUCAGAUUUAACUCCAUUAUAUUGUUAUUUUUAAGUAUUCCGAACUCUAAAUAUUUGUAUCUUAUUGUGUCCACUCGUCUUUAAGUAAAUAAAUUCAAUUGAAAGUA
Pimephales promelas (fathead minnow) is the source of this 3403-nucleotide messenger RNA. RefSeq names its product SH3-domain GRB2-like 1b (gene sh3gl1b). Gene Ontology annotation, cellular component: cytoplasm; glutamatergic synapse; presynapse. Lineage: Eukaryota; Metazoa; Chordata; Actinopteri; Cypriniformes; Leuciscidae. Gene Ontology annotation, biological process: synaptic vesicle uncoating. The record is from RefSeq and is a predicted model, not a curated record. Gene Ontology annotation, molecular function: protein binding.